UGGUUUCAGAGACAACCCCCCCACAAUCAUCUCAACCCAAAGAGAGCCCCCCCCCCCGAGAGAGAACACGGCGCUGUUCUCCUGAUUAGAGUUUUGACGGUCCCGGGCGGGUCAAGACAACACACGGCUUCAAGAUGACGUCUGUCCUCAUUCAGGAGCCCUCCUCGGUCGCGUCCGCAUCAGCACAGGUGACGCCUUCAACCCAGAGGGGUCAGCCCACCCUGCCCCCUCAAUUUCCUGAAGGCAAAUCGAACACCAAGGACAAAGCCACCGCCAGUAAUGAAGAAACAGACUCCGAGGACUCCGAGGACUUCGAGGACUCCGAGGACGAAUGGGAAGGUUUGGUAACCGACUGUUGUGGAAGAGCAUGGCCCGCCGCCAUAUUCAAAAAGCAGGAUCCGCCACCUGUUCCUAGGCCUGGAGAUGAGAAAUGGGUUGUUUUCAUCAUCAAUUAUCCAAGACAGCGGGUUCUCAACACCAAGGAGUUCGCCGAUAUGGUGAACCAGAUGGAAUGUGAGCUGAAGAUCAUCGAGGAAGACGUUCCCAAAUGGCACCCGCAGCUCCGGGGCAAGUGGACCAUCGCGGCCAUUCCCCACCACAUCUUCUGUCCUCCCUACACAAAUGAGUGCUCCAAGCAUCUUUGGGAUUAUGCGGUCAAGCGACUGAAGCUGAAAGAAGCUGAGGGUGUCAUGUACUACACGCAACGCGAGUGGAAUGGCUUCGUUGGAGGCAACGUUGACUGGCCCUGGGACAUGUAAACCCCAUCGCCCGAGCUGUUAGCUUCUCUGUGUGUAGCCUCUUGAUCAUGAGUUUUUUUCUGUGAAGGAUCAUCCCCUUACUAAGAAAGAGAAGAGUUUUACAUCAAUAGGGCAGUUUGUUAAGCAUCCAAAUUGAUAUUCUGAUUUUGAUUUUUCAUGUUUUUGUGCUUUAUGAGACAGUGGACUACAUGGUGGGAAGCAGAGCAGAUCCAAUAAGUCAGGUCAGGUAAAGAAUUGUUACUGCACUGCUUGGAUGACGUUGUUAUGGAGGCCAGAGAUCAUGCGAUGUCACUUCUCUGUUGAGGAUAUCCACGACAGUGCGGUACGCACCCAUGUAUCUCUCUCUACGUGAGCCAAUCCCCACAGCAUCCCAUCCGGCUGGACCUUGGCGAG
This is a messenger RNA of Cryphonectria parasitica EP155, 1151 nucleotides long. RefSeq lists its product as uncharacterized. Bases 135 to 758 code for a protein of 207 amino acids. The record is from RefSeq and is a predicted model, not a curated record. The transcript is spliced from 4 exons. NCBI's taxonomy places the organism in Eukaryota, Fungi, Ascomycota, Sordariomycetes, Diaporthales, Cryphonectriaceae.